Messenger RNA from Rubroshorea leprosula, 4391 nucleotides. The record is from the annotation of a GenBank genome assembly. NCBI's taxonomy places the organism in Eukaryota, Viridiplantae, Streptophyta, Magnoliopsida, Malvales, Dipterocarpaceae.
AAAUAAACAAACCCUCCGGCGGCCAAACAUAAUUUCCGGUCUCUGCUGCCGGUCACCGCAAAGGUCGGUUGUUCAUCGUCAUGGGCAAGCAGAGGCAACUGGUCAUUUCUCGAUUCUUCGCUCCUAAAUCCCAAACCCCAUCAUCCUCAUUGCCAGCAGAGCCUUCGUCUUCUUCUCCAGAACCAAAACCGAAUCCAGACCCACCACCGCCACCGGCUAAAGUCUCUACCACCGUCUCUUUCUCUCCGUCUAAACGGAAACUCCUCUCGACCUACCUCGCUUCCACCUCCAAGAAACCCAAGCUAUCCCCGCACACGAAAAACCCUAUACCACCUCAAUCGAAUCCCUCUCUCCAUCAAAAGUUCCUUGAAAAACUUCUUGAACCUUGUUUAACGACUCCUCAAUCUUCAACCCAACCUGGGAAUCCUAAAAAGUUCACUCCUUUGGAGCAACAAGUCGUAGACCUGAAAAGUAAGCAUCCAGAUGUUCUCCUGAUGGUGGAGGUUGGCUACAGGUUCCGGUUCUUUGGGGAGGAUGCUGAAAUUGCGGCUAAAGUCCUGGGCAUUUACGCCCACAUGGACCACAAUUUUUUGACCGCAAGCGUGCCGACUUUCCGAUUGAAUUUCCACGUGAGGAGGCUGGUCAGUGCUGGGUACAAGGUGGGAGUUGUGAAACAGACUGAAACAGCGGCCAUUAAGGCACAUGGGUCGAAUCGGGCUGGUCCUUUUGGUAGGGGGUUGUCAGCAUUGUACACGAAGGCAACGCUGGAGGCUGCUGAGGAUGUUGGAGGGAGGGAGGAGGAAUGUGGUGGUGAGAGUAAUUAUUUGGUUUGUGUGGUGGAAAGGAGUAUGAACAAUUCGAGUACUGAUAUUGGUGGGAUUGAUGUGAGGAUUGCUGUUGUUGGGGUCGAGAUUUCCACUGGGGAUGUGGUUUAUGGGGAGUUUGAUGACGGUGUAAUGAGGAGCGGACUUGAGUCUGUGAUCGAAAACUUGGCUCCGGCUGAAUUGUUGCUUGGCAGCCCUCUUUCUAAACAAACAGAGAAGUUGCUACUGGCUUAUGCUGGACCUGCCUCACAUGUCCGUGUGGAACAUGCCUCUCUAAAUGUCUUUAAUGAUGGUGGUGCAUUUGCUGAAGUAAUGUCUUUAUAUGAGGAGAUGGAUGACAUAAAUUUAGCAGCUGAUGAAAAUCAGCAGUCAGCAGAUGUGAUGGGAGAGAAAAAAUAUCACUCUGCAAUUGAGGGAAUUAUGAAAAUGCCAGAUUUGGCUGUACAAGCAUUGGCCUUAACUGUUCGUCAUCUCAAGCAAUUUGGAUUUGAAAGAAUUAUGUGCCUUGGAGCAUCAUUUCGAUCCCUAACAAGCAAUGUGGAGAUGACCCUUUCGGCAAAUGCACUUCAACAAUUGGAGGUUUUGAGGAAUAAUUCAAAUGGUUCUGAGUCUGGCUCAUUGCUGCAUAUCAUGAAUUAUACGCUUACCAUCUAUGGGUCAAGGCUUCUUAGACACUGGGUGAUUCAUCCAUUAUGUGAUAGAAACAAGAUAUCUGCUCGACUUGAUGCUGUUUCUGAGAUUGCUGAGUCAAUGGGGUCUUGUAAAGUAUCACCAAGUUUUAUUGAAAAUGAUGAGGAAGAUUCUGCUAUAACUAUUGCACAACCAGAAUUCUAUUCCGUGGUUUCCUCUGUAUUGACUUUCUUAGGAAGAUCACCUGAUAUUCAACGUGGAAUAACAAGAAUUUUCCAUCGGACUGCAACACCAUCUGAGUUCAUUGCAGUUAUGCAAGCUAUUUUAUCUGCUGGAAAACAACUUCAGCGGGUUCACAUUAAUCAAGACUACCAAAGUGAUAAAGUGCAGACAACAACCGUGCACUCUGCAUUAUUAAAAAAGUUGAUUUUGACUGCUUCAUCAUCCAAUGUACUCAGCAAGGCAGCAAAACUUCUGGCUACUGUAAAUAAAGAAGCAGCUAAUCAAGGGGACCUAGCAAACUUAAUCAUCAUAUCUGAUGGCCAAUUUCCAGAGGUUGCUAGGGCCCGGAUGGCUGUAAAAUUGGCGAAGGAGAAAUUGGAUUCCUUAAUUGACUUAUUUCGCAAGAAACUUGGUGUGCGCAGUUUGGAAUUUAUGAGUGUGUCAGGAACCACACAUUUGAUCGAGCUGUCCAUAGACGUAAAGGUACCUUUAAGCUGGGUGAAGGUAAAUAGUACUAAAAAGAUGAUAAGGUAUCAUCCACCUGAGGUAUUGACUGCUCUAGAUCAGUUAACACUGGCAAAUGAAGAACUCACUGUUGUUUGCCGUGCUGCCUGGGAAAGCUUUCUAAGGGGAUUCAGUGAAUAUUAUGCUGAAUUUCAAGCUGCUAUUCAAGCACUUGCUGCUUUGGACUGUUUGCAUUCACUUGCCACUCUUUCAAGAAAUAAGAAUUAUGUUCGUCCUGUGUUUGUGAAUGACAAUGAACCUGUUCAGAUACAGAUCUGCUCUGGUCGUCAUCCGGUUCUUGAGACAAUAUUACAGGACAGUUUUGUUCCAAAUGACACAAAGUUACAUGUUGACAGGGAGAAUUGUCAGAUAGUUACUGGUCCUAACAUGGGGGGCAAGAGUUGCUACAUUCGGCAGGUUGCCUUAAUCGCUAUAAUGGCUCAGGUUGGUUCCUUUGUACCAGCAUCAUCAGCUACUCUGCAUGUGCUAGAUGGUAUCUACACACGAAUGGGUGCUUCUGACAGUAUCCAACAAGGAAGAAGUACCUUUUUAGAAGAAUUGAGUGAGGCUUCUCAAAUACUCCACAAUUGUACUGCUCGCUCACUGGUUAUCAUUGAUGAACUUGGGAGGGGAACUAGUACACAUGAUGGUGUAGCUAUUGCUUAUGCUACACUGCAUCAUUUGCUAGAGCAGAAAAGAUGCAUGGUCCUCUUUGUCACCCACUAUCCAAAGAUCGCUGAUAUUAAAACUGAAUUUCCUGGCUCUGUUGGUGCUUACCAUGUUUCUUUUCUUACCUCACACAACGAGAAUACUGUGGAUUCAAAAUCUGAUCAUGAAGAAAUCACCUACUUAUAUAAGCUUGUUCCCGGUGUUUCAGCACGGAGUUUUGGGUUUAAGGUUGCUCAGCUUGCCCAGUUACCUUCUUCAUGUGUUAAACAAGCUACGAUGAUGGCUGCAACGAUGGAAGCAACGGAAAACAACAGGAUGAAACGCAAAUCAAGAGAAAAGCAACAGAUAGAAAUUUUACCUAGUGAUCAUGAACGGGGAUGGGAAACCAUAUUGGGAUCUGCUGAUAGUUACCACAUUGGAAGUAAAGAAGCAUUAGAAGAACUGGCUGGUGCUUUUAGGAACUUACUUUUGAACUUGAAAUUUGCAGUCCUUGUGGAUGAUCCUGCGAACAGCUUCCAUUUAUUGAAGGAGGCCAGAAACAAUGCCAAGGAACUAACAGGUAAAGUAGGAUGGUUUCUAACUUAAUUUAAAAUUUUGAAUGCUUUCUCUUGUUUAAUUAUUAUUUUGGUGGAAUAUCUUAUAAAAGAAACUUAUAUUUGGAUUUCCUUUUCUAAGUUAUAAUGCCUAAGACCCUGAUACCCAUGUUAUCCAGAAAAACAAAAAUAGUUAUAAUGCGUAAGCAAACUCUGUGUUAUAGUUUGUUAGCUUGGCCGUGAUUGCAGUAAUGUAUCACUUAAAAACAUGCUUUGAUGCAUCAAUUUACUAUUUGUGCUCCAGAUUGUAUGCGCAAUUUUCAAAAGCAAAACGUGUCUAUAUUGUAGCUGAGGAGACAAUUCAAGUGAUGAGUUGCUUCAGUUUUGUAAAUUAUGCUGUGUAGAAAAUUUUUGUUAUUUGUAAUGAUUAGCUUGAUAUUCCCAACAUUUUCUUGUGAAAAUGAAACACGUUGAAUCUCAUUUGUUUUCAAAUUAUGGCUAAGAUAUGAUUCAUUGCCAUUGCACGUAUCAUAUGUUGCUAUUAUUGGGGCAACCUCCCAUGUGGAGCCAAUAAAUACCAUUAUUCAGGGGAUUGCUCUCCUCCAUCUCACCACUCAGAAUGCAGAAGAUAUAUGAUACGUCAGAAAUGCAAACUCAUUGGCAUAUAUGUAUUAUACAAUUAGGACAUGCAUGAAAGUACCUCAUGGCGGCCAUCUAAUGGAAGAUCAUCAUGAAUUCUGGCUAGAAACGAUCUAAGCACUCUUGUUUCCUCUCACGUUCAGUGGAAUGCACUAGAAAAGGGCUCAAAAGAUCAAUAACUUCGUCUCUUUGAACACCAGGACAAGAUGGUUCGCAAGACAUUUUAUCCUUCUUUUCUUUCUUCUCUCCCUUUCUCUCUUCAUUUUGCCGAUUUCUUCAUUCAUUCCAUUAUCUUCUUUUCCCUUUUUCUUUGUAUCAUUGUAUAUUCUCUUCUUCACGUUAUUAUUUCCCCUUCCAUAUCUUACCUUGU